AUGCGUGCUGCAGGUGAGGUGCAGGCUUCUGUUCAAAACAUUUUUGCAGAAGAUACAAACCAAACCGAGUCCAGUGUGUCUGUUCUCAUUCUCCGGGCAGCAGAGAAUGACCCAAAUAUUUCAGUUAAUAUUAGUCCCAGUGACCUGUGCCAAGUGGACCCCUGUGGCAAUGCUUCCUGCGUGGCACUAAACAACACACAUUUCUGCAAAUGCCCAGAGGGAUAUUAUUAUACCUCUCUAAACUGCACAAAAGGAACGACAUUCCUCAGAGAGAUUACAGUAAAAGUACCUGACACAUCUGGCUUGGAUGAUGAACAGUCUUUGAAUUACCAAGAGUUACAUGAUAAAAUCAAUGCAUUUUUUUCAGAUGCACUGAAGGACACUGAUUAUAAGCAGACUGUGAUUGCUCAAGUAAGCAUUCUCAGUGGGUCAGCAAGAUCCGUAAUGCGUGCUGCAGGUGAGGUGCAGGCUUCUGUUCAAAACAUUUUUGCAGAAGAUACAAACCAAACCGAGUCCAGUGUGUCUGUUCUCAUUCUCCGGGCAGCAGAGAAUGACCCAAAUAUUUCAGUUAAUAUUAGUCCCAGUGACCUGUGCCAAGUGGACCCCUGUGGCAAUGCUUCCUGCGUGGCACUAAACAACACACAUUUCUGCAAAUGCCCAGAGGGAUAUUAUUAUACCUCUCUAAACUGCACAAAAGGAACGACAUUCCUCAGAGAGAUUACAGUAAAAGUACCUGACACAUCUGGCUUGGAUGAUGAACAGUCUUUGAAUUACCAAGAGUUACAUGAUAAAAUCAAUGCAUUUUUUUCAGAUGCACUGAAGGACACUGAUUAUAAGCAGACUGUGAUUGCUCAAGUAAGCAUUCUCAGUGGGUCAGCAAGAUCCGUAAUGCGUGCUGCAGGUGAGGUGCAGGCUUCUGUUCAAAACAUUUUUGCAGAAGAUACAAACCAAACCGAGUCCAGUGUGUCUGUUCUCAUUCUCCGGGCAGCAGAGAAUGACCCAAAUAUUUCAGUUAAUAUUAGUCCCAGUGACCUGUGCCAAGUGGACCCCUGUGGCAAUGCUUCCUGCGUGGCACUAAACAACACACAUUUCUGCAAAUGCCCAGAGGGAUAUUAUUAUACCUCUCUAAACUGCACAAAAGGAACGACAUUCCUCAGAGAGAUUACAGUAAAAGUACCUGACACAUCUGGCUUGGAUGAUGAACAGUCUUUGAAUUACCAAGAGUUACAUGAUAAAAUCAAUGCAUUUUUUUCAGAUGCACUGAAGGACACUGAUUAUAAGCAGACUGUGAUUGCUCAAGUAAGCAUUCUCAGUGGGUCAGCAAGAUCCCUAAUGCGUGCUGCAGGUGAGGUGCGGGCUUCUGUUCAAAACAUUUUUGCAGAAGAUACAAACCAAACCGAGUCCAGUGUGUCUGUUCUCAUUCUCCGGGCAGCAGAGAAUGACCCAGAUAUUUCAGUUAAUAUUAGUCCCAGUGACCUGUGCCAAGUGGACCCCUGUGGCAAUGCUUCCUGCGUGGCACUAAACAACACACAUUUCUGCAAAUGCCCAGAGGGAUAUUAUUAUACCUCUCUAAACUGCACAAAAGGAACGACAUUCCUCAGAGAGAUUACAGUAAAAGUACCUGACACAUCUGGCUUGGAUGAUGAACAGUCUUUGAAUUACCAAGAGUUACAUGAUAAAAUCAAUGCAUUUUUUUCAGAUGCACUGAAGGACACUGAUUAUAAGCAGACUGUGAUUGCUCAAGUAAGCAUUCUCAGUGGGUCAGCAAGAUCCCUAAUGCGUGCUGCAGGCCUGGUGCGGGCUUCUGUUCAAAACAUUUUUGCAGAAGAUACAAACCAAACCGAGUCCAGUGUGUCUGUUCUCAUUCUCCGGGCAGCAGAGAAUGACCCAGAUAUUUCAGUUAAUAUUAGGAUGAAUCCAUGUGAAUCUUCUGGUUGUAAAUAUGAUGGUAAUAACUGCAUUGAUGUUUUACUAUGUGAAUGCAAAACUGGGCUGCAAAGACCUAACCCAUUUUCUACUUGUAAUGGUAUACAUUGUCCUGACAACUGCAAUGCUGAGAACAAAAAGCAAUGUAUAAGGGACAGCAAUGGAGCCUCCCUGUGUGAGUGCCUGCCAGGCUACAAGAAUGACAAAGGGUUCUGUGAAAAGUGUCCAUUUGGCUACAAUGGAAAGGACUGUGAAGACCAAUUUCAGCUGAUCCUCACUAUUGUGGGUACCAUUGCUGCCAUCCUCAUCCUUGCCUUGGUGAUUGCCCUCAUUGCCUCUGUAAGAUCAAAGAACAAAGGCAAAAACAUAGAAGAACAGCACUUGAUUGACAACGACUUUCAGAACCUGCGCCUGCAGCAGACCGGCUUCAGCAAUGCUGGAGCAGAAGGGAACAUAUUCCCCAAAGUCAGAACCUCAGCCUCCAGAAACACUCCUGAACAGAACCCAUACAUCAGCCAGAAGAGUAUCCCGCGCCCCGACUACUAGAAUGGAAAAAAAAAUCUGGACGCCUCCAUCUCUCUGGCCAUAUACACCAUGAGUCUGAGAUGCAGAUCGGUGAGCAGCAUGAAGCUCUGGCCUCUGGUAUUUCCUUCUGGCCAGCACCGUUGGUCCCUCUAAAUGCUGACAAGGAUCAUAGCUUGUUAAAGAAGUACCUGUGAAAUUAAAUAUGCAUAUGUGCUACCAGCACUUGUAACAUAAUUGAUUUUCUCCAAUCUGUACCCAGUACUAAAACAGUGGUUGGGUUUUGUUCUUUUCUUGAUGGCAACACAAGCAUUUCCAGUGUGGAGGACACUCCCAGCAUUCUUCGAGCCUGGGAGAUGGCUGCUCUCUUGAAUCGCAACUACAGAGGUGGAUACAUGACCUGAUCCUCCUGGGAGCCUGCUACACCAGCCCUGCAAUGGAGGGAACGAAGGCAUGAUGUUUCUUAGGGUACAGUGGACAGGUUAGAACAUGGAUGCCACCACUCUUCUCCUUCCCAGUAGGGAUUUAGCCAUCCUUGAACUGCCAGGAGUAUUUGUGAUAGGGCUUCACUUCAAGAAUGGGAAAGAGGUAUUCAACCUUUUCAAGAGUUAUAUUGGGAAUGUAAGAACUUUUGGAUGUUAAUGAGAAGGCUCAGAUUAGAAAUAUUUCCAGAAUGUGAUAUGGAGUUUGUGAAAAGCUAAUGGGUAUGAGAGGCAGAGGGUGAACAGCCUGAUCUGGCUAGCAGGGAUUGAUGUGGUGGGAAGAUGAAUAAGGAGUAGGCACCAGGUUCCAGCUCCUCCCUUGGGGUCUCUCCUGGGAGCAGAUGGGCUCACCCUAGUGUUGUUCUGCCCAGACAAAGAGCCUGGGAACUAGAUAAAAGCCAGAAGCCACCAGUGAUCAGUGUGAGCCCCUUGACAUGACUACCUUUCUGUGUGGCUCAGGGUCAGAGAUGUGUCCACAAGUCCAGAUGCAAAGCCUCAUGAUACAGGUUCCAGACAGACUUCAUUUAGGACCCAUUCUGCUCUGGUGACAGAGGCUGGCUGUAACCACCAACACCACACACACACACACUCACACACACAAAAUACAU
Messenger RNA from Dipodomys spectabilis (banner-tailed kangaroo rat), 3538 nucleotides. RefSeq names its product mucin 13, cell surface associated (gene Muc13). Gene Ontology annotation, molecular function: calcium ion binding. NCBI's taxonomy places the organism in Eukaryota, Metazoa, Chordata, Mammalia, Rodentia, Heteromyidae. The record is from RefSeq and is a predicted model, not a curated record. Bases 1 to 2472 code for a protein of 823 amino acids. The transcript has 23 exons.